This is a messenger RNA of Nematolebias whitei (Rio pearlfish), 492 nucleotides long. RefSeq names its product GRB10-interacting GYF protein 1-like. The record is from RefSeq and is a predicted model, not a curated record. Bases 1 to 492 code for a protein of 163 amino acids. The transcript is spliced from 6 exons. Lineage: Eukaryota; Metazoa; Chordata; Actinopteri; Cyprinodontiformes; Rivulidae. Gene Ontology annotation, biological process: insulin-like growth factor receptor signaling pathway.
AUGGCCAUGCACCCUAUCAAAGUUCUUAGAUGCGCCGACGCCCUUCCGAGAUUCGCCGCCUCCGUCGGGACCUUACAGGACGGCGGGGGAGGAGGAAAGACGGAGACAUUUGCCACGAUCGUGGCUUACCUGAAGGAGGUGGAGUCUCCCUAUGCAGUGCUGGAUUUCAUCCGGUCCUACCUUGGGGACACUGUGGAAGCCAAAGAGUUCGCCAAACAGUUUCUUGAGCGACGUGCCAAACAGAAAGCCAACCAACAGAGGCAGCAGCAGCAGUUGUCAAAGGAGGUGGGUGGGUUGAACAUGAACUUCCCUCUGCAGGACUCGAUGCGAGGUAUGAAUCCGAGCUCUCUGCAGUCCAUGUUUCAGGCCAACCACAUGGGCAAAGCUGGUCUCUAUGACAACCAGGGGGGGAAGAUGAAGAAGAAACAGCCCAUGAUGCUGCACUCUGACCCCAGCAUCUUAGGUAAGUACCUCAGACAUCUUUUUCCAUAA